AACGAGGACAUCUACACGGUCGUAUGUGCACACGGCUAUCUACGUACGCCCAGCGGCGAGCAUGCGCUGACGUCAAUGGGAGGAGCCCCAGAGUCAGUUUUGACUUCUCAUCUCUCUCCGUCUGAUCCUGUCUACGUUCAGAGCCUCGCCGUGCAGGGCUGAUGCGACACCGUGCAGGGCCCUACUUAAGGCGGUUGCACGUCUCACCGAAGCCUCAAUUGCGCAAGCUGGUGUGCGACUGUCUCGAGUGGGAGUCGCAAGCCCUGAUCGAGUUCCUGAACAGCCGGGACACCGCAGCUGGUAUAAAACACUUGUGUAUAUUGUUGCUCACCCUCCACUAUGGUGCAUUUCCUUGCGCUAUGAGGUCGUCUUCAUAUUUCAGCGCCCUCAGUUUAUCCCAUAUGGCCCGGCUACAGUUCCCUGCAGUUCACCCUUCCCGACCAUGCCACUCUUGCCCCGUUUCCUGGAAUUCUUAUGGCCAUCUCCUCAGCGGUAUCAGAGAACAUGACCAUUGUCAUCCACCCCGACCAGGUCAAGGGCCAAGAGCUGGUGCAGACGACGUACUCAGCAGACGCAACAUUCUUGACUCAGAUUGAUUCGGCAUCGCUCCGAAACUGUUGGUGGCGUUCCAUCUCAUCAGUGACGGAAUGCAAGUCUUUCGAGUUGGCGAGGCGCGCGUUAGAGCAACGUUCUUUCACGAUCGCGAGCACAACCCGGAGGCACACUGGCUAUGAUACAGUCAUGUCGCCAAAGUGAAGACGCUGAACCUUGUGGCGCCUUUUCUUUCUUCGCAGUAAAUUAGAACCGCCAUUCAAGUUUGUAGUAAGAAAUUAAUG
Laetiporus sulphureus 93-53 is the source of this 836-nucleotide messenger RNA. RefSeq lists its product as uncharacterized. Bases 162 to 596 code for a protein of 144 amino acids. The transcript has a single exon. The record is from RefSeq and is a predicted model, not a curated record. Lineage: Eukaryota; Fungi; Basidiomycota; Agaricomycetes; Polyporales; Laetiporaceae.